AAUUAUUCACCGAGUCCUCGUUCCACUUGAUUCUCCUUCCCAUGCUUCCAUUCCAAUGGAAGACGCAAUAAAAGAAGUACGUUUCCCCGUUGCACCAAAAUUCGCGCGAUACAUAGGGUCGAGAUCGAAACUGGCGCGCGUGUUUGAUCGUUGGCGAACGUUGGUCUCGCGCUAUGUCCGGGCUGGGAAGAGUAAAAAAAAGAAAAAAAAGAAAAAAAAGGAAAAAGUAUAACGAGGGGUGAAGUAACUAGAGGGAAAAAGGGGGGAGGGAGGGGAGAAAGGAAAGGAAGAGGGAGGGAAAGGAAGACGGAAAGAGACAAAAGAAAAGGAGAAAAAGGAAGAAACUUGGAACCCCCUGGCAACCACCCUCCCGCCGAUAGAUGCACCUCCGCGAGUAGCAGGAAUAGAAGCAGCCUCCCUCCAAACCCGUGGUACGUGGCGCAUGCCCAUCCGGGAAUCGAACCCGUGGAGGCACAACGUCACCGGCGAACCAGCCGCCGGGAUCGUCAGUGCGUUUGGCGAACAGUUCGCGAACGGACGUGUUCUUUGCGGCCUCUUGGAGAACGCCUCUCGUCCAAGUAUAAACACGGCGAGACGCGGAGGACCACCUGAUCCGACGAGAGGGCCAACGAGUCGAGACGACAACUAUUCCCGUGUGGGUGGGCCGCCUCGUUAGGGUGGCGUGGCCAGCGCGAGUAGAGGCCGCGUCAUGCGAAAGGUCGUCGUCCGCUUCGUCGUCGCACACGUUGUUUCUUCAUGGUCGACGAUAACGGAGGAGAAGGCCGGCGAGAUUGCGCGCCCUCGUCAGAGAACGCUUCCUCCUUAGAUCGUCGACGGUACACCACCCGAGAUUCGCCUCGAGAAAAUCCUCGAUCACGUGUCUAGAUAUAUAAGAUAUAUAUAUGUAUAACGGAUAUAUUUCGAUAUUACUCACGAUCCAUGCACGCGGUGUCGAUCUUCUCGGAGGAAAGUGCACUCGAGACACCAAGGUCGUCGUCCACGAUCAAUGAACGCCGCUGCGUCUGCCGCCACGUGACAAGGCUCGCGGUGCACUUACUUCUUCUGUCCCUUCGAAUGGCUCGUACCUCGUCGGGAAACCCUUCGAAUCGGGGAACGAAGGUAGAAAUUUUUCCAUCCUCGAAAUCUUCGUAUCGCGUAGUUUAAUGCGUCGUACACGUGGAACGGUCGUCCGAUGAUUACGACGUACAAGCUGUUGUCGUAUAAGCUCGCGGGACCUUCGCUCGUCCGUUAUCUUAUUUUCGAAAGCGUGUUUGGUAAAUAAUACACCUGGCUGCCGAGUAGCGAGAAGAAGGUUUCGUUUCCAGGAACGCUCUUGCUUUGUUUCCAUGACGUGUACGUUUCCCGGAAACAGAAGCGUUCGAGGAAAUCCUUGUUUUCGUUGCGUGUGGUGUGAAGGAAGAGAGAAGGUUAUUGGUGAACAUUGUUCCAAUUUUGCGUCGCAAUAAACGGCCGCGUGGAACUUCUGUCGCGUUAGGUUAAGUGUUUGGGAAACGGGAUAGGGGGAGAGUGAGAAGAGAAAAGAGAAGAAGGGACAGGUAGACGGGGGAGGGAAGGAAGAAAGGGACGCAAGUGACGUGCAGUGAGAUCUGUGGUAAGGAGACUCUUGGGACUGCGAAAGCCCGCUUACGACGUGACAUGACGGAGGAGAUCGUACACGGAGAGGUUAAACGGAGAGGCGGAGAAGAGUGAAGAAAUUGGAAAGAACGCGUGGUUGGUUCGGUAGGCAGGUAGCUUGGAUUUCAUCAACGUGGCUGGUUUGCACAGCUUGUAUCCGUGCAACUCCGGCAAGGAGUAACUAUCUGGUUACAUGAAAGAAGGACAUGAACUACUCUCAAGGGAAGGGACGGCUCUACCCGGCCUACAGUUUGAGCGGCAGUGAGGGUGAGGAAAAUUCGCCAAGCCUGCGAGGCCGUGCCCCCCCUGCCUACCCUCAAAACAAUCACCAGACCACGCAAUCGCACCUAAAUCACUACAACGCCAGCCAGCAUAAACAACGUGCCUAUCAACAGCAACAACAGCAUCCCUUGUAUCAUAUGCCCAGCACUGGCGCUGGACUUAGCGACACACCGACCUCCGGUAACGCGUCCGACGAAACCCUCACCGACAGUGAUCUCAUCACUGUUGCCCGCGACUCUGCUCUGCUCGUUCAUAACGGUACGUACACACGAUUUUAACAUACGAUGCACACUGAUGCGCUCCACUAAUACAGACACGGACGAGACGUCGUAAUUCCAACCGCGACGAAAGCUUCGAUAAAUUCGAUAAUAAAGAACGGUGUUGCUCAAGAUUUUCGGCCAUGUACAACACGAAAUGUACAUGAAAACGAAACAAUACCUUCAAUACCCGUGGAAGACUGACACACGCAUGGAAGAGAGAAGAAAUACCGAUGGACCGAUCCGAAACGUAUCGACGGAGGCGGGCGAACGUGGGUGAAGGGCGCAUUAGCAUAAUUCAGGCUGAAGGGCGGCCGAUUCGAGAUUCCAGCGUAAGGUGGACGUCGGUCUAUGAAGAAGAAGCCGGCCGGCGGCUGAGAGGGCCGCCCGAUCCCCCGUCGACGAGGUUUCUCGCGUCGAGAUUAGCAUCGGCGCCCGGUAAACGCCAGAAAAUAAGCCGAGGCGCCCCUCCCGCGCAUUGUCGACCGCCCAAAAUUUAUUCCAAUCCUUUGUUCUCGGACGCCCGUUAGUUAUCAUUAGUACGCGGCACGCCUCGACCGCUUGGCAUGCGAGGAGAAGCAGCACCGCGAGAGUCGGUAAAGAGGCGUACGAUUUUCUCCGAGUAUUUAUUAACGCGCCGCGUUGUUGUUGCUCGGCCAGCCCGGUUGUUUGUCGGCUCGUCGUCGAAUCUUCGAGUUUCGAGCGAGUUGCGAUACAGAUAUAUUGCGUAUUAUCGAUUAUUGCUGCUAUCCUUAAAGGCGAACAGUCGAAUCGCGUAAACUUGAAGCUUAAAACUCGAUUGAAAGAGUAUGGAAAUUUGGAAGAACUUUGGAUCGAUGUAAUGUACGAAAGUAAUGACUUCUGGACAACGAACGAAAGAUUAUUGGGAGUGUCAAAUCUUGCCCUUUGAAACGCCUUUUGAUUUAUCCCGAUACGACUUCCGGUUCCCGAGAUAUCGUCGUGUAAAGAAAAGACUGCCUUUCGAUCGUUUACUUUACACGUGUGAUUAGACUCUAUUAAAAUUAGAAAAAUUUUGAACCGCCGUAACUUCGAAGAUAGUGACUUCCGGUCGAUGAAUGAGCGAUCGUUAGAAGCGCAAGAUCUUGCCCUUUGAAACGCCUUUUGAUUUAUCCCGAUACGACUUCCGGUUUCUGAAAUAUCGUCGCGUAAAGAAAAGGAUAAUUUUUUUUUAAUCGUUCACCUCGGUCCUUAAAUCCUAUUGAAAUUAAAAAAACUUUGAAGCGCUGUAACUUUAAAGAUGGUGACUUCCGGUCGACGAGUGAGCGAUCGUUAGAAGCGCAAAACCUUCUGCUUUGAAACGCUUUUCGAUUUAUCCCGAUACGACUUCCGGUUCCCGAGAUAUCAUCGCAUAAAGAAAAGAGUAAUUUUUAAUCAUUCACCUCGAUCCUUAAAUCCUAUUGAAAUUAGAAAAACUUUGAAGCGUCGUAACUUCGAAGAUGGUGACUUCCGGUCGACGAGUGAGCGAUCGUUAGAAACGCAAGAUCUUGCCCUUUAAAACGCCUUUUGACUUAUCCCAAUACGACUUCCGGUUGCCAAGAUAUCAUCGUGUAAAGAAAAAGGUAAUUUUUUAAUCGUUUAAUAUCUUCGUCCUCGUCGCUUACUCGGACCUCUCGCUUACUCGCGCCUCGUCUCACUGACCUAUGCCAAUCUCUCCAAUUUACAGACGCGAUUCCAGGAAAAACGUAGUACGCGUUUCUAGGAAAAAAUGUAGGUCAGUGGGUCGCGAGCCCAUUCAUAAAUUUCAAGUAUUACGAAAAACUUUGAAUCCUUGUAUCUCGGCAACCGAUCGAGAUAUUUAGAUAAAACAAAAAGGAGCUUCGAUGGCACGGCUUCCUCCACUUUUUGACAUACGUUUUACACAUAUACGUGAUACAUUUUCCAUGUAUCAGUCUAAUAUUUAAACUGCAAAAAAAAAAAAA
Molecule: messenger RNA, 4114 nt
Organism: Apis mellifera (honey bee)
Lineage: Eukaryota; Metazoa; Arthropoda; Insecta; Hymenoptera; Apidae
Exons: 5
Coding region: 1842-2195 (117 amino acids)
Source: RefSeq, a predicted model, not a curated record